Molecule: messenger RNA, 1272 nt
Organism: Fragaria vesca subsp. vesca
Lineage: Eukaryota; Viridiplantae; Streptophyta; Magnoliopsida; Rosales; Rosaceae
Product: F-box/kelch-repeat protein At3g06240-like
Exons: 1
Coding region: 1-1272 (423 amino acids)
Molecular function (GO): protein binding
Source: RefSeq, a predicted model, not a curated record
AUGACGACGUUUAGUGAAAUGUUGGAAGAGAUGGUGGUGCGAAUCCUAUCAAGACUGCCACCCAAGUCUUUGGUACGAUUCAGAUGCGUCAGUAAGUUAUGGAACACCAUCAUCAAUGAUCCUAGCUUCGUAGCCAAGCACCUUUCCAUUUCCAGGCACAACAAAUUCGUUUCUGAGACAUGCAUCCUUGUCAAACAUACUCUCUUCAAGGAUAGAAGCAUUACAAAUGAGGAACAGACUGCUGCUUUCAGGAAAAAGCAGUUCGACUAUAGCAACGAAGAUCUUCUACUGUCACUACUUCAUAUUUGCAACGAUGAUGACGAUGGUGAUGGUGAUAAUCUUACUUUUGUUGUUGAGGACCUUGAUGUUAUGUUUCCUUCGAGUACAGGUCCCUCAAGUCUACGAAUUAUAGGGCAUUGUGAUGGGAUCAUUUGUCUAAACAAUAAUGUCGAUGAUGUCUUGUGCAAUCCCGCAAUUAGAGAAUUCAAAGUUCUUCCUGAGUCUUGUGUCCUUUAUGAUCUCCCUCCUAGAGCUGAAGAAGAUGACGAUGAAACUGCACCAUGGUCAAUGACAGCUGCUAUGGGAUUUGGCCUUGAUUCCAAAGCUAAAGAGUACAAAGUUGUUAGAGUUGUUGAAACAACGUCUGGUCUGUGUACUUAUCAUCCUACAAGAGCAGAGAUAUACACCAUAGGUGCUAAUUCUUGGAGAGAGCUCGAGAAUGUUGAUAUAGCUAUAGGAUGUCACCCCUCUUGGGCUCCUUCUUUUGUCUUGCACUUCAAGGGAAUUUGUUAUUGGUGGGCAUUUGCUGCGGGAGACAAGGAAGUCAUCCUUACAUUUGAUAUGAGUGAUGAGCAAUUUCAUCCGAUACCGGUGCCAGAUUGUUUUGAUUUUUAUAACGAUAGGUGCUACAGGAGCACCGCUGUGUUGAAAGAUUUCAUUGUUCUUUUAACCUAUGAAACAGGUGAUGAAGUUCCUAAAUCUUUUAAUAUAUGGAUGAUGGAUGAGUCUACAGGUGUUAAGGGUUCAUGGAUAAAAUACUUGGCGUUCGGACCGGUGGAAGGCAUCCAAAUUCCACUAGUAUUUUGGAAUACUGAGGAGCUUCUAAUGGUUAGCAGUGAUAGUCGUGUAGUUUCCUAUAACAUAGGUACCAAAAGGCUCCACCGUUUUCCCAUUCAAGGUGUGGAAGGCGCGCUCCAUCUGCAAGCUGUUAAUUAUGUGAAUAAUGUUAUUUCUGUCAAAGGAGACUGCAAGCAUGAGAGUUCGCAUAGAUAA